CGGGGAGCUGUCGUCAUUUUUGUUUUUAAAUUUAUUAAAUUAUUUAAGUUUUAAGCUCAGAUCCCAAUUUAAAGUUAUGAAAUAGUGUACACUGGACUCGUCAUCUGUAUUAUUUUUUUCUUACAACCAUAAAACCAUCACAUGGCACGGGAUGUGCACCUGCAAUGGGAUGAUGAAGACAGGUACACCACAGACCGAGACAGCGACGACAGCCCCAUACUCAACUACAGAUACGACAAACACCGCCGCUACGAGUACAAUAUCCGCGAGAUCAAGCCAGAAAGAGAGAGAAGAUGGGCGGUGACCCUCGCCGCCAAGUGCUCUCUUUUCAGCACUGCGAUGAUACUGUUCUGCGUGCUUCUCUACAUCCCCGUGUACAACCGGGCCAACGACCAGCUGCCCAAAGAACUUAUAGAUGUGCACGCUCCUUUGAAAACCGUAGAAUUAAAACAUGUUCCUGCGCCCUGGGUAACUCCUGAGAUUAAAGAUCUCAUGAGCAAACGCAAUACGGCCGAAAUUGCUGUAGCAGGCUGGUCAGUUCACACAAACCGGGACACAAAAAUAUACGUCCAGCCAGACAAUGUGACCACAGUACACGAACCAAAAUACAUUUGUCCGAAAGCUACCAGAAGCAAAACCAAUAAUCUAUUCCUCUUAAUAGUAGUAUGCUCUUCCACAAGCAACUUUGAGAAACGGGUAGCUAUAAGAGAAACGUGGGGAAGUUAUAAAAACUACCUGAAAUCGGGGAAAAUUUUCCACUUGAUCAGGGAAAAAUACGAGAAAUAUAAUUACACUUACGACCUGUACAGAGAAUCUAUAAAUCCAAGGCUUAACGUAAAUUUAAGUGUAAAUAAAUUAGUUAGGAGGAAACGUGACAUAUCUGUGAUUGGACGAGUGUUGCCAGAAUUGGCGAAGGCUUUGCAAAGCAAUUUGGCCAACGGUGAUAAUGAGGUGCAAGAAAAGAGAUUCGAGGACGAGAAAGAGGAAGAAGCGAUGCCGGAGUUCGAUAUGGAGAAAGAGUUGAAUGAGAAUGAGGACUUAAACAUGGACUAUGAUUAUCCUUCUAACGUUAUGAAAAUACCUCCGAAAGGUUACGAAGACAACCCCGACCUAGACGAAGUUUUGUCUAUGUUAAAAAAGUCAAAAGAUUUCCCUAAGGAGGAGAUUUUGGAAGAGGAAACUGGCAGCACUGUCGAUUUUAAACUGGUCUUCCUCCUGGGGUUGCCAUCCCAAGAGAACGACACAUCAAUCCAGGAUAAAAUAGAGGAAGAGGUGGAGAAAUAUGGGGAUGUCAUCCAGGAGGGUUUCGUUGAUUCAUACAACAAUUUGACGUUGAAAUCUAUUAUGAUGCUAAAAUGGGUCACUAACAAUUGUAAUGAGAGCGUCCGCUAUUUUCUCAAAACGGAUGACGAUGUGUACGUCAAUGUGCCAAAUCUGGUUCUCAAUCUCCAAAAUCGAUCUCAAGUCCACGACAGCACCAAGGGUCAAGAGAAGGAGUAUCUUCUGAUUGGAGACCUCAUAUGCGGCGCGAGGCCCGUGCAAGACGUUAGUAAUAAGUGGUACAGUCCGCGGUACAUGUACGGUGGAAGGGUGUACCCGCGGUACCUCUCCGGUACGGGGUACGUGCUCUCGUCCCAUACCGCGAUGGCGCUGUACGAGGCAGCUCUGCGUACCAGCUACUUCCAUUUAGAAGAUAUUUAUAUCACAGGCAUGUGUGCGGUGCGAGCCAAGCCACGCAUAGUGCCUCGCGACGAGCCCGGCUUCUCGUACACCGCCGUGGGGAACAACGCGUGCGCCGCGCACUCGCACCUCACCGCGCACCGCGUGGAGCCCGCGCACAUGCGACACAUCGCCACCAGGCUGGCGGACACGCGCAUUGUCGACAAAUGCGAGAGAAUACGACUAACGCAGGUGAAAAAAACACAAAGCCGAAUGUAUGUUAUAUACAAAUACCUCCAGUUACUCGUCUCGAACGUCUGCUGAGGAACGUCUGUUUACAGCUAUAGCCAGGUAAAUGGUAAAGCGGGCAGACUAUAGCGGCGUGGAGUGUUGAGAUUGGUACACUUGUGAGAAAAAAAAAACUGUACUCGUUCAGUUUCAUUCGGGCAAUAUAAAUACAAGAUUUUAAUGGUAACCCCUAAUUUAUUCUCAAUGGUUCAAUACUGUGAUUAAGAUAAGAAAUUUCUAUUGUUCACCAUUUUAUUUAAAAGACUUGAUAUUGACAAUUUUUUUUAACCAAAAUUGAUAACUAAAUAUAAGAAUUCGUUUAUGGAUUCCAUAUAUGCGCACGUGUUUUGGUCAUCACAAAAUUUUAUUGUAAUCUUAUUGGUAUUUUUUUCUCACAAAUGUAUGCCUUAAAGGCUUUAAAGUAAAAGACUUGUAUUAUAUAAACACACCUUUUUGGUGGUCGUCCUAUA
Pararge aegeria (speckled wood butterfly) is the source of this 2417-nucleotide messenger RNA. RefSeq lists its product as uncharacterized. The transcript has 11 exons. The record is from RefSeq and is a predicted model, not a curated record. Bases 142 to 1983 code for a protein of 613 amino acids. Lineage: Eukaryota; Metazoa; Arthropoda; Insecta; Lepidoptera; Nymphalidae. Gene Ontology annotation, cellular component: membrane. Gene Ontology annotation, molecular function: hexosyltransferase activity.